UUGAAGAUUAUGAUGAUGUUGAUAAUGAUGAUGUGGAUGAUGAUGAUGAUGAUGAUGAUGAUGAGGAUUAUGUUGAGGAUGACGAUGAGGAUGAUGAUCAGGAUGAUGAUGAGUAUGUUGAUGAGGAUGAUGACGAGGAUUUUGAUGAGCAUGAUGAUGAGGAUGAUGCUGAGGAUGAUGAUGGAGAUGACGAUGAGGAAGAUGAUGAUGAUGAGUAUGACGAUGAUGAUGAGCAUGAUGAUGAAAAUGAUGAUGAGGAUGAUGAUGAGGAUGAUGAUGAGGAUGAUGAAGAGGAUGAUGAUGAUGAGGAGGAGGAGGAUGACGAUGAAGAUGACGAUAAGGAUGAUGAUGAGAAUAAUGAUGAGGAUGAUGAUGAGGAUGAUGAGAAGCAUGGUGACGAGGAUGAUGAUGAGGAUGACGAUGAGGAUGAUGAUGAUGAUGAGGAUGAGGAUCAUGAUGAGCAUGAUGAUGAUGAUGAUGAUGAGGAUGAUGAUGAGGAUGAUGAUGCGGAUGAUGAUGAGUAUGUUGUUGAGGAUGAUGGUGAGGACGAUGAUGAGCAUGAUGAUGAGUAUGAUGAUGAGGAUUAUGACGGGGAUGCUGGUGAGGAUGUUGAUGAGGAUGACGAUGAGGAUUAUGAUCAGGAUGAUGAUGAGGAUGAUGAUGAAGAUGAUGAUGAGGGUGAUGAUGUGGAGGAUGAUGAGGAUGAUGACGAGGAUGAUGAUGAGGAUGAUGAUGACAAUGAUGAUGAGCAUGAUGAUGAGGAUGAUGAUGAGGAUGACGGCGAGGCGAUCAUGAGGAUGAUGAUGAGGAUGAUGAUGA
Echinostoma caproni is the source of this 819-nucleotide messenger RNA. Lineage: Eukaryota; Metazoa; Platyhelminthes; Trematoda; Plagiorchiida; Echinostomatidae. The record is from the annotation of a GenBank genome assembly.